AGUAAAGGUCCGUUUGCCAUUCUUUUGAGCCAGUUUCUGUAAUAAUUUCCAGUCUUCAAACUAAGAAAUCACACGGUAUGCCAUAUGGAGCAGUAUACACUAACACUAUAUAAGAACACUAGUAAUGUUGUAUAGUAAGUAGUCUAUGUAGCAGUCUGAAGUUACAUGUUGAUAAGGCACAGCAAAUUCCAGAUUGUUGUUGUAUACAAGUGUGUUUUACUCAACAUCUCCACUAAAGUUCUUUGCUAAGCUAUAAAUUAAUAAUGACUUCGACAUCAUACGUGGAUAAUUUUGAGGACAGUUUGGAGAACCUUUCUGAUACGUUAAAUCGAAACUUAACUCUGAUGCAAGAACUCGACUCGAGAUGUCACCAAUUGAUGAGCAAAAUUGACCAAACAGCCGACAAUUAUAUGACAAAUGUCAAAGAAAAAUUGGUAGACAAAAAUAAUGAAACUUUGGCAAGCAUACAAAGUCAGUUUGACACAGCGAAAAAAUUCUCCGAUGAUAAAGUUCAAUUAUCUCUAAAUACUUAUAAAGUGGUGGAUAAACAUAUUAGGAAAUUAGAUUCAGUAUUAGCACGAUUGAAUGCUGAAAUUGAAUUCAAGGCUGAAUUUAGAGAUGCUGCCAUCAAUUCUACCAGAAAUCUACCACUGAAAAAAGGAGGUUCAAAUAUGACAAGUGCAGCACCUUCAGUCAGUGCUGUCAAUGAUGGAAAAAGCCUUACCAAUGUUGCAGUAAAUACUAGUUCCCUAAAUACUGGUGCAUUAGUUGGUGCUGGAGUUAAAUAUUUGGCUAAAGCAGACAUGCCUAUUGAUCCGAACGAACCGAAAUUUUGCUUAUGCAACCAAGUUUCCUUUGGUAAAAUGGUCGGCUGUGAUAACCCAGACUGUCCUAUUGAAUGGUUCCACUUUGGUUGUGUCAAUUUGAUUGCAAAACCCAAAGGAAAAUGGUUUUGUCCCAAAUGUUUAACAGAUGAAAAGGAAAAAUAACACAUUUUUAAAAUAAAAUGUAUUUAAAUCUUAUAUAUAU
Molecule: messenger RNA, 1029 nt
Organism: Acyrthosiphon pisum (pea aphid)
Lineage: Eukaryota; Metazoa; Arthropoda; Insecta; Hemiptera; Aphididae
Product: inhibitor of growth protein 5-like
Exons: 6
Coding region: 264-989 (241 amino acids)
Biological process (GO): regulation of DNA-templated transcription
Cellular component (GO): nucleus
Source: RefSeq, a predicted model, not a curated record